Messenger RNA from Adineta ricciae, 543 nucleotides. NCBI's taxonomy places the organism in Eukaryota, Metazoa, Rotifera, Eurotatoria, Adinetida, Adinetidae. The record is from the annotation of a GenBank genome assembly.
AUGUCGAAUACUCGUGAAUUUCUCAUUCCGAUUAAUUAUGAUAUAACACAGCCCGUUUAUAAACCAGAUGAAAUCGUUCAUAAACGACUAUAUCUCAUCAAUGGAUUGAAUUCAAUCAAAAGAUAUCAUCAAAUGCUGAAGAAUACGUCAUCAGAUCCCGAGUUUCAAUCGAAAUUCUACGCAGACAAGCUACGACAUCAAUCUGUAUCCACAUUGACCGUUGCUAUGUCGCAUAAUCCAAAUCCAAACGCUGAUACAUCAGGUUUUAACUAUCCAAGUGCUGCUGGCAAACCAACAAAUUAUGAUCAAACUCAUAUUGGUAUUGUUCCUACAUCGAAUAAUUCAACAACAGAAUCAUCAUCAUCCGUUCCUAUAACAACAACUCAUUCAACAUCCGCAACACACAUCGGCCCGUCUGUAAGUGUCAAUCAUGGCAAACUAGGCGACGAACAUGGAGGAGCUGGAACGAGAACUGAUGACCGUAAAGGUGAAAUUGUUAAAGGCGAAGGUGAUAAUGUAUCGCCAACUGCCGAACACAUAUAG